Messenger RNA from Astyanax mexicanus (Mexican tetra), 6419 nucleotides. It is a transcript of the gene fbxo30b, whose product is annotated as F-box protein 30b. The transcript is spliced from 3 exons. The record is from RefSeq and is a predicted model, not a curated record. Gene Ontology annotation, molecular function: zinc ion binding; ubiquitin protein ligase activity; protein binding. NCBI's taxonomy places the organism in Eukaryota, Metazoa, Chordata, Actinopteri, Characiformes, Acestrorhamphidae. Bases 262 to 2817 code for a protein of 851 amino acids.
UGCGUGAUGACGACACGCGCUGGCGUCCCGGCUGGAGGUAGGCAACAGAAACAGAGGAGCUGAAACAUUUGUGAAGAAGAUUUACAGGAUAAGCAGCGAUGGUCGGGUCUAAAAGUAGACUUCCGCCGGUAGCAGAGACCCUCUGUUACUGAACGCGCCCCGAGAGCCCGGGCGGGGCAGCCGCUGGUGGCGGGGAGGCUGCGACGUCCUGACUUCAGAGCUUGUGCUACAGCUGUCUCCCCUGAUUCACAUACUCUGAAAAUGGAGGAGCUCCACGUCCACUGUGUUUCCUGCAUUAGCCGCCGAUGCAUGGUCAAACCCGAGCCUGGCGUGUCCUGCGACCUGCUGGCCUGCCCGUUGGUUUGUGGUGCAGUUUUCCACGCCUGCAAGGCAGAUGAGCAUCGACUGCUGUGCCCGUUUGAGAGGGUCCCGUGUCUGAACCACCACAUUGGCUGUCCUUUCACGUUAGCCCGGGGCAAGAUGGCGGAGCACCUCGAGGUAUGUCCUGCCGGUGUGGUUUGCUGCACCAUGGAGUGGAACAGGUGGCCAGUGAACGAUGAAGAUUAUCGUUCUUAUGAAAGGUUAAGUCGAGAUGCAGACGAGGAGGAACAGUUGGACAUGGCUCUCGCUUUGCAGGACCAGCGUACCAUGCUGGCCUCUCUCAAACUUGUCUCAUUAGCACCCACUAAUGGCCCUGGUAGAAAAGAACUUCCUGUGGAGAACAUGGAAAAACCUGAUUUAUUAAUAGAUUCACAUGUUCCCACAUUGCCGGUUGAGGGGCCUGCAGAUGAAGCAUCUUCAGAAUGCUGUUCAAAAGACAAAAUCAGCAACGGCAUUAACGGAAUGAACGAGGAGCAUUAUGGUGAUCUUUACCAAACCACAGUAGAGACAACCAAAAGCCUGGCUGCAGCCCUGAAUGUUUUUAUCCACCUCAAUGCCUCAGAUACACAGUGUUCCACCACAGACGAAGCGCUACACAAAGCGUUCGUCAUGAAAGAAGAAACUGGAUCCAACUGUGAUAAGAUAGCCAAUGGAGUUGGCGGUUUGAAUGAGGAGUUGCAACCUCAGCGGCAUCAGACUUUGAUGGAACUGGGCAGAAGCUUGGCCUCUGCCCUCGGAGCGCUGGGCGAUGCUGUCAAAGGCACUGAGCCAAUCGGUAGCUCGGAGAUUAAAAAGGCGAAAAGUGAGCUCAGCCAAUCAGAAACUGUAGAGUCAGCAGACGUUGAAAUGAAGGAUGUUAGUUCCGAAGCAGAGCUUGAGUUGGGAGCAGUUGUCGGAAUUGAUGAGGGAGGUGCAUGUGCACAUCUUGAUGCCAUUAACAAUGAAUGUUCUCAAGAGUCUUCAGAGUAUUUGCACAAGCUAGAAGACUCAGAGGAGCACAGUUUGUGUACCAACUGUCACAAUGCUGUAGCAUCUACAGCAGAAUCGCAAGAACACGAUAUGGAACCAGCUAAGGUAGAGAAUGACUUCACAGACGCCAGUGGUUCUUUGGAGUUUGUUGGUCCACUAAUUCCCCACAGAGCACAGCUGAGACAUGACCUUACCCCUCUUGCAAUGCAGGAAGCAGCAGAAUCCCAGGCUCCUUUACUGCAACCACCUGUUCACGCCCAGGCUCUGGUGAUUCCCAGGGACUUUGUUCUGCCUUCCAUGGCAUUAGAUUUUGAAGACAGGGCUUUUGAGAGGAAACUCCAAAACCUUCAGUUACUUCGGAACUUCAUGCCACUUGUACUUAAUGGACGGAAGACCUGUCCCAUGGACAGUUUCCUACAUAGGAGUCCUCGCUGCAAAAUGGAAGACAAAGCUGUGGACACGUCCGACCUGGAGCAGGAACCUCGAAAUGACCCCAUGGACCUCGGAGAGAUUGACUUCACCGCUGCCGCUCUGCUCUUCUGCCUGGAGGAGUCACCCCGAGCCCGAAGAAUAUCAGACACUGUCUAUGCUUUUGGUGGCUCACGUGUCGAUUUUGGCACCCAGACGUUCAGCUUCCCUGCUGCCAUCUUGGCCACCAGCACGAUGGUUGGAGAGGUGGCAUCAGCCUCAGCAUGUGAUCGAGCUGCACCCCGCCUCUCGCAGCCCAGCCCCUUCUGCACCUUGCGGCUGGACCUGACUCUGGAACAGCUGGUUCCCCGGCCAAGCUGGGCUCCACGCGAAGGCUCCAUGUUCACUUUUGAGUGCGGCCAGCUUUUUCGGCGGGAGGAGUUCCUCUCUCACUUUCGUAAUGUCCACGGAGACAUCCACUCAGGCUUGAACGGCUGGAUGGAGCACCGCUGCCCACUCGCCUACUACGGCUGCACGUACUCGCAGCGCAGGUUCUGUCCGUCAAAGCAAGGGUCCAGAAUUGUUCAUGACCGCCACCUUAGGUCGUUCGGGGUGCAGCCAGUUAUGGACAUGAUGGUGGAGUCAGGGUGCGACCGUCUGAGCGGAUUGCCUUUUGAAAUACUGCAGCAUAUAGCACGGUUUCUGGACGGCUUCAGCCUGUGCCAGCUGUCCAUGGUGUCCCGCACUAUGAGGGACGUUUGUGCCAGCCUGCUGCAGACACGGGGCAUGGUGGUGGUACAGUGGGAGAAGAGGCAGUGCCCGGAUGGCAGUAGAAGCUGGAAGAUAAAAGACAAGGUGUGGCGGUUUAGUACGGCCUUUAGUCCGGUGACUAGGUGGGAAUUUGCGGACAUUUCCAGCAUGUCUGACCACCUGAAGCACUGCCCUUACAACGAGGUCCACCGGCAAGUGGAGGCGGUUCCACUGCCCUGCAUGUGCACGACCAGGGAGCUGACCCGCGACGGCCGGUCCCUACGCUCCGUCCUCAAACCAGUAUUAUAAUGAAGGAAACACUUUAACAGCAGAGCGCGAGAGCUAAAACACUACCUUACCUAACCUCUUUAACCAAUGCUAUCUGUCACUGUGUACAUAAGAUUAUUAUACAUCUUUCUUAUUACAUAAGAAAUAUUUUUGCUUUGAUGUUAAGAUUAUUUUUUUUUAGAUAUAUAUAUAUAUAUAUAUGUAUAAAUAUAUAUUAUACAGUACGUCAAAUUUGAAGGUUGAUUCUAGAUUGUGUGUUUAACGUUUUAAGGACAAAUAUACUGAGGGAAGGCCUUUUUUGGCCAUGUUUCUUAUAGAAGUGUACGGUCAAACUCUAGAGAUGUUCUGCAAAGGGGUUUGAAUAAUAAAGUGAUUAAAUCAGAUAAAAAUGAUUUAAAAAGUGAAAUGAAAUGAAGAGCCUUAAUCAGUGCACUUGAUUUCUUUAGACACACUAGGGUAGUCCCAGUAAUCUAUCACAGCUAGGUCUUCCAAUGAGGGCUCAAAUCAAGUGCACAGCUCCAUUACAUCACAUCUGCAUGCUUUGGGUAUAGGACAGCACCCUUAUAGGAGAAAGCAGAUUUUCUGGGCUGAAUGCUAAUGUGGCUAACCAGCAUGGAAACCAGGAUGCUAACUUCUCUUCCAUCCAAUUUAUCUUCCAUCCAACAUCUGUUCGUCAAGUUAUCAUCCUCUUUAGUUUGGGAGCUUUCAGGUAGAAACCUAGAUCAGAACACAUGCUAGUUCGGUAUGAGUAAAAAGUUAGGUUGAGUGAAAAUGGCCUCUUUUCCACUGCAGGUCUGAUUGGUUCUGAGCAGGGAGGGCAGCUAUUCGGCUUGCUUUUCCACACAGACACGGUUCAGUACAGAUUCAUUAACAGGUACAGUACUUGGGGCCAAAGAACCAUUUAUUGGGAUGGUUUAAAGAUCUUCCUGUUGGCUAGCCGGACUGUGCUAACACUGUGGCCGCUGUGUAGGACAGAAGUUUGAUGAUGCCCGUAGUGAAGUGGGACAAGUUCCCUUACAGGAGAGCCAACUUCUAUUUGUUACUAGUAAUUUGGGACUAGUCAUCAUGUUCUUCUGUGCGUGAGCUUUCAGGAAGUAAGCUGACUCAGUUUCUGGCAUUUGUCAACCAUGCUUACACUGCGGUUGCGAUGUUGGGGGUGAUUUUCUCAGCAUGGUUACUUAACCAUGUUUGGGGCCAUAGAAACAUUUAGUAGAACUGUUUAAAGACUUAAGGGAUUUAACUACAGACUAGCUGGGCUGGGCUAACACCGCAGUAGCUAUGUUGGGCAAGCGUUGUUGCAUGUGUCCUAAGGUUCUCAAUGACUGAAGAGAUCCUUAUCCUUAGAAUCAUGUUCCUCCGUACACAAGCUUUAGUAGUAAGCUAAUCCUGGAUCAUAAUAUAUACUGGUUUGGUAUGGGUAAAAAGUUUUGCGUCCGUAAGAGUUUGAUUUGUCAAUCAUGCUAAUGCAGCAGUAGCGAUGUUGGAUGGGCACUGUCACCAAAAUGCUAACACUGCUGUAGCAUGGUUGGAUGAGCCCGGUAGCUGGCAUGCUAACACCACAGUAACGAUAUUGGAUGAAACCGGUUGCUAGCGUGCUAACAUCACAGUAACAAUAUUGGAUGAUCCGGUAGCUGGCAGGCUAACACCACAGUAUCGAUAUUGGAUGAGCCCGGUAGCUGGCAUGCUAAUACCACAGUAACGUAAUUGGAUGAAACCGGUAGCUAGCGUGCUAACAUCACAGUAACAAUAUUGGAUGAGCCCGGUAGCUGGCAUGCUAAUAUCCCAGUAACGUAAUUGGAUGAAACCGGUUGCUAGCGUGCUAACAUCACAGUAACAAUAUUGGAUGAUCCGGUAGCUGGCAUGCUAACACCACAGUAUCGAUAUUGGAUGAGCCCGGUAGCUGGCAUGCUAAUACCACAGUAACGUAAUUGGAUGAAACCGGUAGCUAGCGUGCUAACAUCACAGUAACAAUAUUGGAUGAGCCCGGUAGCUGGCAUGCUAACGCCACAGUAACGAUAUUGGAUGAAACCGGUAGCUAGCGUGCUAACAUCACAGUAACGAUAUUGGAUGAUCCGGUAGCUGGCGUGCUAACACCACAGUGGCAAUGUUGGUUGAGCUCUGUCACCAAAAUGCUAACACAGCAAUAGUGAUGGUGCUCUGUUUCACAAGUUAGCAUGUGGGAUUGAGGCAGGACACGUCUAACAGCUGCCACUUGUGAGACACUGUGCACUUCCCUGUCCUAAUUUAGCAAUGCAUCAAUGGAAAAAAGUAAUAAUUUGGCACUGCAGUGGAGAAGAAACCAAUGAAGCUGAACCUACAAUCUCUGAACCAGUCUGAUGUAAACUAUGGGCUUUUAGCUAGGUGUGUUGGCCAUAUCAUUUUCUUUAAUAAAUAUUUUUUGUUCAGGUGUAGCAAACGUUACACCCUGCACUUUACCAAGCUCUGCCACUGGCACAGACUCUCCACCUUUUAGCAAUACAAGCAAAACUUUGGGUUGCACUUAUUAGGGCGCUUAGGCCGCAAGCACUUUUUUAACACAAUUGUUAAGACUUAUGUAGCACAUUUCUAAACAUCUAAAUAGCCACAAAGGUUUACAUAGAAAAAAGGCAUGCUUGCACAGGUUCUAGCUCUGUGUACGCACUCAGGUGUGCAUGUCAUUAAAGAAAGUGUGAAUGCGUUUGUUUCUGUCGCUCUGUAAUUGAUUUACGAAUGUGUAGCUGAAGUGAUCAUAAGUAAUAGUCCGGACCCCCUUCAGCUAAGUGGACCUUGUAUCUUCACUCCAUUUAAAGGAAAACUCCAGUGUUUGGCCUACUCUUUAUAACACAGAUCUGUAGUGUUGAUGUUUCUAAGUAAGCAGUAAAAAGAGACGGUUAUAACAUGUUAAUGGGUUGGAAACAAUGUUGUUUUUUUUAUUCAGUAAAUAUGUGGAAUAGAAGGUGCUGGACUGAAAAAGACUGGAGUGUCCCUUUAAGUAGGAAUUUCACAGAUUAAUAAAAAUUCUGCAUAAUGCAGAGGUUGAGAUGUGACAGUAAAAUGUAGAUAAACAUAUCACCUCAGGCCUCAUCCACACAUAUCCACACAUUAAAAAAAAAAUCUGCAUACUGGCCUCCCUUCCAAAUGCAAACUUUGUAGAGUUUGUUCAGAUUUCUGUUUUCAGUAUUGAGUGGAUUGGGGAAACUUUAUGAAAAUCAGUUGCUCUGUAGUGUUAAGGCAGUAUAAAUGAUCCUCAGAGGUUUACAUCUUAAUCAUUAUGUAAUUAUGCAGAAUUUAUAAAAACUCUGAUUAUCAAGCCCUCUGCAAGUUGAUCAGAAUGUGGGUCGAGAACUACUGUUAUCCAAAGCCAUGUUUUUUUUUUUGCCUGUAUAAUCCCAAUGAAGGCCUUACCAAGUGUUUGUGUAUGCGACUGUUGUGUGCUGCUGCUGCUGCUGAAUAUGAAGGAAAAUCCUUUUUUUUUUUUUUUUUUUUUUUUUUUAAAUGCCUGAUGGAGUGUGCUACCUGGGAGUGUUGAGUAGACAGACACAGAGACACCCAGGGGGCACAAGCCAGGACAUGAUAUAGAUACGGGCUGGAGAUGCAUGUGGUUUUUGGUUGUGUUGAAUAAAAAGAUAUUUUAGGAUCUUUGA